Messenger RNA from Drosophila busckii, 1524 nucleotides. RefSeq names its product tRNA (guanine(10)-N2)-methyltransferase homolog. The transcript has 4 exons. NCBI's taxonomy places the organism in Eukaryota, Metazoa, Arthropoda, Insecta, Diptera, Drosophilidae. The coding region runs from base 54 to 1523 and encodes 489 amino acids. The record is from RefSeq and is a predicted model, not a curated record. Gene Ontology annotation, molecular function: nucleic acid binding. Gene Ontology annotation, cellular component: cytoplasm. Gene Ontology annotation, biological process: methylation.
UAAAUUGUAGUUAUGUGUCGCAUUUAAAAACAAUAAACAAUUAAAUUUGGAUUAUGACAAAGCUGUGGAAGAAAUAUAUACUCUGGUUUGCACAGGAGCACGUGGAUUUUCGGGUCGCUGAGUUUGAGUCGAUUGUCAAUUUAUUUGGCUUAAAAUUUAGGCACCUAUCGCAGCAACUUCUGAAUCCAUUUUGGCUGGUUGAAUUUCCAAGCGAUGAGCAGGCACUGCAGUAUGCAUCGCGUUCCAUUGCCCUGCGCUCCAUUAUGGAGCUCUAUGCACACGGGCAUAAAAUGCCGGAAUUUCAUGAGCAACUCAAGACGCACGUGCAAACAAAUGGACAACAGCUGGAGGCAUUCUUCAAAGCGGAAACUUUUAAGGUCACUGUGGAGACCUACAACAAACACUUUAGCCAAAAGGAGAAGGUAGCUAAGAUUGAAAGCAUGGACUACUUGCCCAUUGAAGGUGAUGUGAAUCUUAAGAAUCCCACAGUUGAAUGGUGGUAUCUGGAGUUUUAUGGCCUAGACCCGACAGCUGUGCCUGCAACGGCUGAUGACAUAAUAUUCGGACGUGUGCUGGCCCAGGGCCAGCGACAUCUUAUCAAGGAGCUGUCGCUAAAAACACGCAAAUUCAUAGGCAACACUAGCAUGGAUGCACAGUUAAGUUUGCUAAUGGCCAACCAGGCGAAGGUGUGCGAUGGUGAUUUGGUUUUUGAUCCUUUCGUCGGAACAGGCUCGCUGCUGGUGAGCGCUGCCAAAUUUGGGGGCUAUGUGCUUGGCAGUGAUAUCGAUUUCAUGAUGCUGCAUGCUCGCUGUCGUCCCAGUCGCAUAUCACAAAAGGUGCGCGACAAAGAUGAGAGCAUACGCGCCAAUCUGAAGCAAUAUGGCUGCGAGCAACGCUACAUGGAUGUGCUGGUGGCAGAUUUUUCAAACCCACUCUGGCACAAUCGCAUUUCCUUUGACAGCAUUAUAACAGAUCCUCCUUAUGGAAUACGUGAGGCAACUGAGAAGGUGGAAAGCAAACAUAAUCCCAAGGAUGUCACACGCACUGCAGAUAUGGUGCAUUAUCCUUCCACUUCACACUAUGCUCUGCCACAUUUGUAUAGAGAUCUGCUGGACUUUGCAGCUAAAUAUUUGAGAUUAGGUGGACGUCUUGUCUGCUGGUUUCCUUUUCAUCGCGAAGACUACAAUGAAGCCAUCCUUCCGCAGCACACGCAUUUGCGUCUUGUGGCUAACUCUGAGCAGAUUUUGGCAGGCAACACAGCGCGUCGACUGCUCACCUACGAGAAAUACCUGGAGUACAGUGAAGAAACUGCACAGCAGUCACCAAGUGAAGAUGCCGUAGAGACUACGGACUUUAGAGAGCGCUACUUCAAUACCAAUGGUGCACUGGAGACACGCACAGUGCGACGCAUGCGGAAGGCAGAGCAACGAGAACAGGGCCGCCGUGAAAUGGAAUUACGUGGGAAACAACCCGUCGAUGUGCGGGCCCAGAAAUGUGACUUAAAUAAAGCACGUUUUGACUAAA